Apiotrichum porosum is the source of this 873-nucleotide messenger RNA. RefSeq lists its product as uncharacterized. Bases 1 to 873 code for a protein of 290 amino acids. The record is from RefSeq and is a predicted model, not a curated record. Gene Ontology annotation, biological process: fatty acid metabolic process; DNA damage response. NCBI's taxonomy places the organism in Eukaryota, Fungi, Basidiomycota, Tremellomycetes, Trichosporonales, Trichosporonaceae. The transcript is spliced from 2 exons. Gene Ontology annotation, cellular component: mitochondrial matrix.
AUGAGGGCGACACUCCGUCUCCGGCAGUCCCUCCAAAGACACGUCCUCACGGCACCGUCGCCGUUGAUCCGGGCGCGCGGCCCGACAGCAGCCGCGACUGCUCUCCCGGCUUCCCUGGAGACUGACUUUGCGAUCAUUCCCGACUUCUUCAACGCGACCGACGCACGGCGCUUGCUGGAAGUCGCACUGUGGAAGCUUGAUAGGUCGGAUCCUACACGUAGGAAAAGGAGUAGGAGGGGAGCAGCUGCGCCGGCGGUCGCUGGAACUGCUGAUCCUGCCGGUGACGUUCCCUUGCAAGACCUCUUUUCGGGUAACUACGGUUUCGAGGAGGGCCACUUUGACAGUGUCAUCCACGACUAUCGCGAGUCCCUCCUCACGUCUCUACCCCCAACAGCCGAAUCUUCCCUCGCCGCAAUCCUCUCACGCCUGUACUCCCUCGUCCCUUCCAUCCCCCUCAUCCCAAAUGCUACCCUAGCGGACCUACCACCAAAAUCCUCUUCCACCCACGUGCUCCACCUGGCUCCUCACGGCGCCAUUUUGCCGCAUCUCGACAACCUCGAUGCCAUGGGCGAGACUAUCGUCGGCGCCUCGCUUGGCGCACCCAGAGUGUUGAGGCUGGAGAAGGAGAAGGGCGAAGACAUUGGCAGUGGAUGGGAUGUGUAUAUCCCCAGUGGGUCGGUUUACAUCCAGAAGGGAGUGGUGAGGUAUGGUUACAAGCACUCUAUUCUUGGGUAUGACCACGAAGGAAGCGUGUGGGAGGGCAAGAGGCUCGUUCCCGGUCAUCGGGUCAGCUUUAUGGUUAGAGUAAGUGCUAGGAACUGGGUAGCGUUAACGGGACAGGAUGCUCCGAGCAAGCCCAUGGCAGCGUUGUGA